AUGUCCGAUGUAUUUGUCAAAUCGUUCACUCACCUCAGGAAUCGCCCCAAAGCCGACCAGGCCCUUCCAUUACUCCAACGGAUCGCGUCGCUGGUCAAGCCCAUCAUGCGCAAGCACGGUUGGGUCUUACCCGUUCUCGCUGAAUUCUUCCCAGAUAGUCCGAAUCUUGUAGGUCUUAAUAUUAAUGGAGGGCAGAAGAUUCUCCUGAGAUUACGUCCAGCUCAUUCACCGGAUACGUUCUAUGAAGAAGAGUCAAUUAUACACACUAUGUUGCAUGAGCUUACGCAUAAUGUACACGGCCCUCACGACGAUAAAUUCUACAAAUUCCUCUCUGGCUUAGAGGAGGAGUACGAUGCGCUCAAGCGAUCUGGCUAUGCAGGAGAAGGGUUCUUCUCCACAGGGCAUCGGCUUGGUACCAAAGUUUCCCACAAUCUUCCACCACAUCUCGCACGGCAGAAGGCUCUAGAGGCGGCAGAGAAACGGCGGCAAACAAACCAACUCAUGAGCGGUGGUGGUCGUCUCGGUGGCCUGGGCAGUAGGACUCGUAACAACAAAUCGCCACGAGAGUUGGCUGCGGACGCUGCCGAGCGAAGAGCUCAUGAUGAGAAGGCAUGCGCAUCUGGCUCUGCCGCCGAGCGUGAGGCUGCCAAGGCUGCACAGGAUAGUGUCGAGGACAAGGUUAUUGAUCUCACUCUGAAUGAUAAUUCAGAGCCGGAGAAUGUCGCACGGUCCAUAUCACGAACCUCUUCUAGAACGGAUCCAAAUCGAGCAGCCCCGCAAUCGAAGUCUAAUGGCACAACGCGUAGGAAGGCAGCCUCAGGCACUUCGUCAAAUGGAGCAUUAAUAAAUUCGACGCCUUUUCCUCUAAAUCCUUCCUUCAAGCCCCCCGCACCGGUUUCCGAUAGGCUUCGCUCAGUAAUAUAUCAAGAGUAUAUGUCGAAUCCUAAGAUGUAUACAGUCCGAAAGCUUUCGGAACGGCAUGGUCUCAGUAUUCAACGUGUGGAUGCCAUUUUGCGGCUCAAAGGGUUGGAAGAUCACUGGCGGAAGAAGAAGCCGCUCCAAACAGGAUUUCAAGCUGGAAUGGAACAAAUCCUUGGUGUAACGGAACGUCAGAAAAGUGUGCAUGGCGGCGCGCAAGGACUCACGGAGUUGGGAGUGGAUGCUAGUGAAGCGGACGCACGAAUGGAUGAAGAGAUCAAUCAUCGUGCUCGUGAGCGAUAUCAACGUUUGUUCUGGGAGCCUGUGGUAGAGGGUUUGGAUCCCAUUCUUCCAUCAAGUUUGGAGCGUGCUCGUGCCGAUCAGCGUCAGAAAGCACGAGCCACGGGGGAAGCUAAAGCUGCCGAAGCUCGCAUACCUUUGCGGAGGAAUGAAGAGCACAUAAUCAAUGUUCCUGGGCGGCCUUCCUGGCAGUUCGUCGAUGUGGGUGGCAAAUACGUCGAUGUUGACGAUCGAAUCCGGAGAUUGAAGGAGAGUGAGCGACGGUCGGUAUUGAAGGUAAAACGACGUCAGCGAAAAGAUGUGAAGACAGUGAUGACGAUAUGA
Fibroporia radiculosa is the source of this 1542-nucleotide messenger RNA. RefSeq lists its product as uncharacterized. The coding region runs from base 1 to 1542 and encodes 513 amino acids. Lineage: Eukaryota; Fungi; Basidiomycota; Agaricomycetes; Polyporales; Fibroporiaceae. The record is from RefSeq and is a predicted model, not a curated record. The transcript is spliced from 8 exons.